Molecule: messenger RNA, 1722 nt
Organism: Lactuca saligna
Lineage: Eukaryota; Viridiplantae; Streptophyta; Magnoliopsida; Asterales; Asteraceae
Source: the annotation of a GenBank genome assembly
AUGGCGGCAUCACUGUUCACUUUCUCCUCCACUUCAAGAAGAGUCGUCCCAGCUCCAAACACUCCUCCUCUUCCCAUAUACAUCAAAGCCACAAAUGUCGUUUUCAACCCUGAUAUACUAGAUGUUCAUCGCGGCCUCGGACUUGAUGAUUUUGUCAAUUUCUUAGUCUCUUGCCGACUUCGAUACGCCAUCAGUGAGGUUCCAUCAGAGUUCUUUCCCGAACAAGUAUGUGAGUUCUACUACACUGCAACGGUUAAUGAUGAAAACAGUGUCAUCUCCAGGACUAUUGGGCGUGGCCGACGCUCCGUUUUUAUCACCGCUGAUCUCCUCAGUGUUGCGCUCAGGUUACCAAUCGUUGAACCAUUCUCUGAGCUUCCAACUAUUGAACGUUGUCGACGCCUCUUUGAUCAACUGGGCUAUGAUCACUCAAAGGCUGGUGCUCGAUCAGCUCUCAUUCUGCAUCAAUGUAUGACUCCAAGAUGGAAGGUCUUCACUAGGGCUCUAUGCAAAUGUGUGUAUCACAAAUCUCGCAAUGGUGAUCAACUGAGUACUUAUGAGCAACAAUUUGUCUGUUCCCUUCUCAACAAAUGUCUUGAUUAUGGGGCUUUCUUCUUUGAUCAGCUUGUCCAACUUCUUUGUGCUAAUGUACACGCUGAUCAUGCCCCCUUUCCACGCUGGAUUGCUCUUGUCCUAGAUAAAAUUUUCGCUGAAGCCUACUACUCCCACUCUGGAAACCCCAUCCAAUGCCCACGCAUGUCAAUGCGAAUGUAUCAGGAUGAUCCAAUGGAAAAUGACAUCGACAUCUCUGAUCGAAUGAGAGAAUGGAUCGCAAAUCCAUAUACUGUUCCUUCACUAACCGUUGAUACUGAUGACGGAGCUGAUGGUAACAACAAAGAUCAUGCUGAUCAACAAGCUAAAACGCAGGACAAUGGUCAUCUCUCCCCUCAACUUUCUCAUCAUACUCUUUCUGUCACUGAGAGGGUUCACUCAGCUCAAGGGGAGCAACCAUCUCAGGGGGAGCAACCUUCUUCGGGGGAGAAACAUCACUCACAAGAAGUUCCAGGUACUCAAUUCCUUCAUAUACCGGCCUCAUCAUUUAAUGAGCUUCUUACACUGACUCGGGACAUGAGUCAGCAUCUUCUACGAAUUGAGGCCGAUGUUCACCAACUGAAGGGAGUUCCUUUGCCAACUCCUUCCCCUGGCCCACAACAUGAUGAUGAUCAAAAAGGGGGAGAAACUGAUGAUGAUCAAGAAGAGGGAGAAAUUGAAUCUGUUGAGCUCGGAUCUGAGGAUAACAUUUUAAACCAGACCGAGCCACCACAGCCUGUGCACGAGUCUGAUAGACCAGCAGAUACUGAAAAGCUUGCUGAAAAUAGUGAGCAUGAUGAUGAGGAUGAACAUGAUGAUGAACGUCAAAUACUGGACAUGAACUUCAUUAAUCCUCAUGUGCCAGUUCAAGAAGAAGCCUCAGAUGAUAAUGAAGAUGAUCAUGAUGAUGAGUGUCAAAUGCUAGAUAUGAACUUCAUUGAUCCCAUUGUUCCAGUUCAAGGAGAAGACUCAGAUGUAGCUAGCGAGGAUAUUCAACCUCUAUCUCGCAAGCGCAAGGCAGCAGAUACUGAAUUGGCUAUUUCACAUACUGAUACUUUUCUUCCUAGCAAGAAACCUAAGUCCAUCGUCAGUAUAUCCAAUUUAGCAGCUGAAUGGAACAUGCCUCCUGAUUAA